This is a messenger RNA of Dendrobium catenatum, 1425 nucleotides long. RefSeq names its product transcription factor MYB101-like. Lineage: Eukaryota; Viridiplantae; Streptophyta; Magnoliopsida; Asparagales; Orchidaceae. The record is from RefSeq and is a predicted model, not a curated record. The transcript is spliced from 4 exons. The coding region runs from base 244 to 1053 and encodes 269 amino acids.
AAAUGAAAUUACUGCCAAACAGCCCUAGGGUUUCCGCGGAGAAUGCCAAAAGAAAUGUAAGGUGGCAUUGGAUUGGAUCCAACGCAUCACCUGGACGGAAGUGUUUUAAAAUAUUCUUGUCUGCAUAGCGACGGCGAUGCUAACUAAGCUAAAGAAUCAGAGAUCGGCCUGCAAAUAUAAUAAAAUCCAGGUUCCUUCCACUUACAUGCAGAGUCAGAUAGCAAGGUAGAGUGCUCUCAGUCGAUGAUUUCAUCUUCUUGGAACGCUAAAUUAAGACUAAUGGAAGCAAGAAGAAAGGGAAAGGGGAUUUCAAGGAAACUUUCAUGGCGUUCUGAGGAAGAUGAAAUUCUUAUCAAGUAUAUAAAAAGAAAUGGAUUGGGAAAUUGGAACCUUGUCGGGAAGAAUUCAGGGCUUUCUCGGGAUGGCAAGAGUUGCAGACUUCGUUGGUUGAACCAUCUCCAGCCUGGUCUCAAGAAAAACCUGCCCUUCUCAGAGAAGGAAAAACUUGUUAUAUUUUCCGAACAUGCAGUUUUGGGAAACAAGUGGUCAGAUAUUGCUAGACAACUUCCAGGUCGAACAGACAAUGAGAUAAAGAAUUUCAUGAACAUUCAUAAAAAAAAGUGCUUAAAGAAUGGAGUAAUAUCAAUUUAUCCUCCAGAAAUUAGCAUGAGAUAUACAGACAAUGGAACUACUGAAUUUCCAAAGAUUGCGAGCUCAGGCGAUCAUGAUUCUGUCGUCCAUCAAUUGGUUGAACUGAUGGAUCUCCCUUCAAUCCAAAAUACAGAAAAGGAUGUCAUAGAUAUCUUAUUCAGUCCUUAUCUUCAUAAUCCUCAUAGCUCAUUCGAGCUACUUCCUCAGCCUCAAUUAGCUGCGGCUCAUCAAUCAUCGAACACAAGCUUCAACGUUCUCUCAUCCGAACAGUGUUCGAAUCUUUCAAUUGCUGAUCUUCUAUAUAGUGAUUAUUCUAUGGACGGAAAUCUUGAUUGUUGGUUGCAGUUCAUUUCAAGUUCAGGAUGGGAAGAAACAAGUUCCCACUUCAGUCUCGAUUGCUAAGAGAACCACUGCUUCUGCUUCAGAAAUAUUUGAUCCAAAUCAGACAAUGGUGUGGUAGUGAUAUAGCUCAGCUAUAUGAACCUGCCGGUUUUCACAAUAAGUAGUCUUAUGAAGUGUGAUCUGGAAUGAACUUGUAGUGAUAUGCCUUCCUUGUUUCUUUUGAAAUUUCAUUGUUGAUGCUUUCUUUGUUGUUCUCCGUUUACUGUAAGUUCAUUGUCCAUAUAUCCUGUACAUCAUAAACCUUGGAGGUGGAAGCAAACAAAUGCGUUCAUUGUUAACUCUUUCUGCAAAUUUCCUAAGUAGGAAUGUUUGACUAUUUGUUUUUCUGAAAGUUUGUUUUUUGAAUUUUCAAUAACAGGCAUUUAUUUGACU